AUGUCCAAUUAAACUCUUAAUCAAACUACAAGUAAAUUCGUCAACGAUGAUGAAUAAUACAUCAAAUCAAACAGAAAAUACAAACUUUACAAAUGCUACUUAGAUCAUCAAUAAUACCAUAAUCUCAAAUAUAACAUCAAACCUUACUUAAACUUCAAUUCAAAAGUAGACAAUUGGUACGGCCACAAUUGGCACUUAACAAAAGCAACUAAAGUUUAUCUGAUAAUGGCAGGAGUAUUUGCAAUUAUAUACUGCUUGAUUAUAAUAUUUUUGCCUGACUAUUUCUCAUACAACGGUACAACAGCUAUUUUACUCACUUUAAAUUAUAUGUCAGUUAGCUUUCUGACUUACUCAAAAGAUGAAAAAAAAUAUUUAGAAAUUGAGACCUUCAUUGAUGAAAUGACUAAGGAGUAUGAUAUUCAUUACACCAAUAAUAAUCAAGUCAUCGAUUAUGUAUUUAAAAAAACACUUGAAACCAACUAGAUUAAAAACAAAAAGCUCAAAAUUUUCGCAGUAAUUGCAUAUUUCUUUACAUUAGGUAUCUAUGCACUAGUGAUAAUCAUAUUUGGAGCAAGUACCUAUAGAUUAGUCGGAGUUAUAAAUGUUAUUCUAGUUAUAAAUACAGAUUUUAUAAUUGCUUUCACUGAAAACUAUCGAAAACUUUUCAUUGAGAAAGAAAAAUUUAAGAGUUUAUUUUAUUUUAUCACUCGCUUAAUGUGCUGUUUUUUUGUAGACUACUGGCUUAGCAUGCAAUCAAUAAUUUUCUUCUUAAUUAGCAUUUUGAUGGCUAUAAGUUUGGUUGAUAAAUUACAAUAUCGAAACAAGAAAGUAGAUUUAGCUAAUCAAGAUGUCACUUUUCUAUAUGAGUUAUCCUAAGAUUUAAAGGACUAUGUAACGACUGAAAUUAAUGAGCUUAGACUUGAUUACCCAGAUGUUUUCAGCAUCUAAAAAAAUAUUUUCCAAUAGUUCUUAUCUGAGUUUUUGUAUGCUGGAUAUUUUUUUAUAUUUGUGAUCAUCACAAUAAUUUCAUCAAAAAAUGUAAAAGGAAUAAAUUUAUUCAACUUAGAUGAUGACUAAAAGAUUGGAUAAUGGGUCAUAUCAAUCUUAUCUAUUCUAUUUUCAAUUUAGUUUGGCUUAAUCUAUGCUUGGUUUCAAUAUUAUAAGGAAAACUAAUACAAAUUAUCAAUUAAACUGGGAAUAUCAUUGGCUAUUAUUGAAUCAGAGUCUAUAAUCCUGGGAAUUAUAUUUUAUGCUAUAGUUCAAGUUAAAAUUCAACUUAUCUGGACAUCUUUCAUAAUGAUCCCAUUGCUUAAUUCAAAUAGUCCUCUCUAAGAUCCCAAUUAAAAUAAUAAUCCAGAAUAGAAUCAAAUUCAAAAGAAUAUUGGCAAAAAACUAAUUUUAGACUUUAAUAACGAGAAAUUCUUCUCUUAACUCUGGGAUAUUUUAUCUUGUUAACAGAAGCCUUAGACUACUCAUGAUAAAUUCAUACUCUCCAUGACUCUCGCUAAUAUAAUCAUAAAUAUCAUUUUUAUGAUUAUAACUUCAAGUUCAUAUUCCCCUAAAUGGGUAGGAUUUACAAUUGGAGUAUGGAUAUUCAUUGUAGAACUAGCUAUUAUCAUUUUUAUAAAGUUUUAUUAGACAUACUAUCAAGCUACAUUUAUAAUUCAGAUAAGCGCAUUCUUUGCUAUUGCACUGUAUAUUUCAUGGAUUGUUGUAAUGGCAUUCGUUCUCAUUAUUAACUAUCGAAAGAAUACAUUAGUCAUGGUAGUGUAUUUUUUAGGAGUUUUCGGUAGUGUCUAUUUUUUCUUAUAUGGAUUGGCUACUUUUAAGUAUUGGAAACUUUAGGAUAAGACUAAAAUUACCUCUGGGAUAAAAAUCAUAUACAUUAUCUCUUAUUGCUUGAUAGCAGCAUUUGGAAUAGUUUUGAUAAUCUUUAAGUAUGGAGAAGUUUGGGGCCAUUUGAUGGUUGGCUCUACUCUUUUCCUUAUACUCAAACUCUACUUCCCUCUUGUCAAAAGGUAAGCUGAAAAUAAUCAAUAAUUUUAAACAUAGUAUGUGAAAAAUAAGGACAGAUAAUCGAGCACUAUUUUACUUUACAGCUAAACAUUAUUUCCAACUUUGAAAUUUGAUUUUAAUGUAAAGAAAAUGAAAAAAUCAAAUAAAGAGCUGAUUUAUUUUAUGAUAUCUGCUUUGAUAUUCUUCACCUGGAGUUUCCUAGCUGGUAUUCUACUUCGAGUUUAGGAUCGUUACAUUGGUAUAUCUUGCACUGCUCUUACAUUGCUUGUCACUUUCGCAUAUAGACUGAUGAAGUCAAAUUUACUUGAGAGAGAAAGAUACAAACUAGCUAAUGUAGAAUUUUUUCGAUCAUCGUUGGCGUUUGCUUUGAAACUUAAAACCCAGUGGAGAAAUAUCUGCAUGAAUAAGAAAUCACUUUAAGAUGAUGAGCAGUUAAUUAUUCUCUAAGAUACUGAGCAAAUAAGACCCUAGCUAGUUUAGCAUAUCUAAUGGGAGUACUAUUUUUAUUAAAAGACAUAGCAGAUUGAAGACACUUUCUUCUCUUAUUUAUUUUUCAGCACUAAAGUCUAUAAAAACACAGUAGAUAUGGAAGAUGAAAGAUUUGGAUUGCUUGAUAUUGAGUUUGAUAAUAGCGAUACUGAAGAGAAGAAAGUUGAUAUGAGACUCAAGCUAAAAAAUUUGUUGACCACUUAGGAUAAUAUGGUCUAGAAUUUAAUUAAUGUAUUCAAAUAAGAAUUUCCAGCUGAUGAAUCUAUCUAAGCAUUAAAUAUGAAAAAUUUUUAUGUUUAUCUUAAGGAUUCUGCAAAGAGAGAUUAAUUUGAGGCUUUCUUGAAAAAGUAUCUGGAAAUAAACCAAAAAAUAAAGAGGAAAAAAACUGAAUAAUUAGUUGAUGAUGAAGAGUAGGACAAAGAUAGGAGAGACGGAGUUAAUAACAUCUCACACAGUGACUCAGACAGUGAUUAUUAGAAAGAAAUAGAUAAAUCAUAAUUCAAAGACGACAAUAAUGUAAUUGGAAAGGAAGAUAUUGAUAAUAAGUAUAAGCAAGAUGAUGAUGCCAUUUAAUAAAAUGAUAUAAAACUUAUUCUGGAUAAGAUAGAGGAGGAGUUUGAGGAGAGACUAAAAUUGAUACAGGAGUAAGAGGAAAGAGAGAGAAUAUAGUAAAUGAUUGAAAUUCAGAGAAGAGAGGAGGAGGAUGCUGCGAAUAGAGUAAGGAACAGAAUGAUGGAGAUUUAGGAAUAAAUCGAGAUUGAAAGGAGAAUAUUUAUUGAGCAGCAAGAAAGAUUGAAAAUUGAAGAGCAGAUGAGAUACUUUGAAGAAUAGGAAAGGAUUCAGAGAUAAUAGUAGGAGGAGGAACAGAGAAUUAGGAGAUAGCAAAUUAAGGAGUAGAUGGAAAAUGAGGAGUAAGAAAGGUAAUGGCGCAUAAGAGAGGAGAAAGAAAGGUAAAGGAAAGAGGAGCAGGAAAGAAUUAAUAGAGAGACUGAGCAAUAAAUCAGAUUAAAACAAGAAGAGGAGAAGAGAUAAUUCGAAAUAGAGUAGGAACGUAAAAGACAAGAGUAAAAAUUUAAGCUUUAAGAAGAGGAAAGAAGAAGAGUCAAGGAAGAACUUGAAAGGAAAAAAAGGGAAUUUGAGGAUUAAAAGGAAAGACGAAGAUAGGAUUAAAUCAGGAAGAUGGAAGAGUAACGAAAAUAAAUGCUGGAAGAAUAGUAGAGGAAGAAGGAGGAAUUUGAAAGAAGAAGAAAGGAAAGAGAAUAAAAAAGAAAAGAACAAUUAGAUCAGGAGGAGAAGAAAAAAGAUGAAGAGAGAAAGUAAAGAUAAAGAGACUGGCUUAAAGAGGAGUAAGAAAGAAAGCAUAGAGAGGAUUAGAGAAAGAGAUAGCAAGAAGAAGAUAAAAGGAAAUAAGAAGAAGAACAUAGAAGGAGGUAGGAAUAGUAUAGAGAAGAGCAAGAAAGAAGGGCUGAAUAAGAGAGAUUAAUAAGAUUGCUCAAGCAAGAAGAAGAGGAGAGGUAGAGGCAAGAAAUGAUCAAGAACAACAUUAAUAGAAGAGAAGAAGACGACGAUGAAAAGUAAUUUUAAUUUGAAAGAGAAGAUAAUAAAAACGAUGUAAGUUUUGACUUGAGGAAUUAGGGUUAAGAUGAAGUUUAGCUAUUGAAUGAUGGCAAUAAAAUUUACUAACUACAUCAAAACAAGCAAAUAUUUACUGAUCCUGAAUUCGAUAAGAGAAAGGCAUUGGGCAAAGACACUCACAAAUAUCAAUGGACAAGAGUCAAAGAUAUAGAUUUAGAUUUCUAAAAUGAUGCUAUGUAAAGGGGUAAUGCAAACAGAUAACAAAGUAAAACAUGUGUUUUUGACGAUGGAGUAAGUGCUUGUGAUAUUCUUCAAGGAGGUCUUGGUGAUUGCUACCUACUAUCUGCAAUGAGUGUGAUUGCUCAUACGCAACCAAAAUUAAUGAGGAAAUUGUUUCACCCAAAGAGUUAAAUCUAUCAAGAAAAUGGACUCUAUGUGCUUAUGUUUUAUAGAAAUAGGUAGCCAGUGAUUAUCACGAUUGAUGAUUAUUUUCCUACUCAAAAUGUAAGAUAUUCCUUUUAAUUUCUCUAGAACAAACAUGCGUAUGUAAGAAUCAGUAAUAAAGAGGGAAACAAAGAAAUAUGGGCUAUGCUUAUUGAAAAAGCUUAUGCCAAGAUGUAUGGAAGUUAUCCUAAUAUUGAGGGAGGCUUAGUUGAUGCAGCAUUUGCAGAUCUUACUAAUGGAGCUCCUGAUAGAUAUGAUUUGAAAGAUUAGAGUGUCAAGAGAAUGAAUACUACAGGACAAUUUUGGGAAAAAUUGAAAUAAUGGAAUAGCAAAAACUAUUUAAUGGGUGCAGGGAGCCCUCAAGGUAGUGAUGCAGAUAUUUCUAGACUAGGAAUAGUUCAAGGUCAUGCUUAUAGUAUCUUAGAUGUAUUCGAGGUUGAAGGAAUUAAACUCUUACAAUUGAGAAAUCCCUGGGGAGAUAGAACAGAAUGGAAAGGAGCAUGGGGAGAUUCUUCUAAGGAAUGGACUGAAAGAAGAAAAAGGAUUAUCUACGAUAGGAUGAUGUAGAGAGGAGUGUAGCAGUCAGAUGUUGGGGAGAAUGAUGGCAUAUUCUGGAUGUCUCUGAGUGAUUUUUUCACCAACUUUGACUAGCUAUUUUUGUGUAGGUUCUUUGACGAUUCAUGGACUGAAAUUACAUACAGAUCUGAAUGGUCUACAAGGUUAGGUACUGCAGGAGGUUGCACAAACAAUCCAACUGUAGGUUAAAAUCCUCAACUUAAAUUAUUGGUGGAGGCAUAAGGAUAGGUUGAAAUAUUUAUGUUCCUCCAAAUGGAGUCUAAAUUUGGCGCUUAGGUUGAUAGAUAUGGCAUAGGAUUUGAAGUCUAUGAUUACCAAGGCAAAAAGAUUACAACUAAUCGAGGAUUACCCAAACCUAUCCUAGAGAAUUCUGGAGGCUAUUAAGUUGCAAGAGAUGUUUCAUUAGAUACUAAAAUAAAUGGGAAAAAUGUACCUUACACUCUGAUAAUGACAACUUACGAUAAGAAUCAGAAUGCAAAGUUUACUUUUACUCUUUGGUUUAAGCAUGGACAAGGCAAGGUGACUAUCUCUGAAUUUUGA
This is a messenger RNA of Stylonychia lemnae, 5640 nucleotides long. NCBI's taxonomy places the organism in Eukaryota, Ciliophora, Spirotrichea, Sporadotrichida, Oxytrichidae. The record is from the annotation of a GenBank genome assembly.